Molecule: messenger RNA, 1649 nt
Organism: Dendrobium catenatum
Lineage: Eukaryota; Viridiplantae; Streptophyta; Magnoliopsida; Asparagales; Orchidaceae
Product: probable serine/threonine-protein kinase PIX13
Exons: 6
Coding region: 225-1406 (393 amino acids)
Biological process (GO): protein phosphorylation
Molecular function (GO): protein kinase activity; ATP binding
Source: RefSeq, a predicted model, not a curated record
UGUACUCUGGACAACGUCGUGUUCCACGAAAAGUUCGUAGAUGUGCGGCAUGAGCUUCGCGGUCUCUUCCUCUAACUCUCUUCUCUCUCUCCUCACCGUCUACUCUCCUUUCUCUUUCUUCCUUCCGUUUUCUUUCUUUUUAAAAUCCUCAAUUCCCUCUCUCUUUCUCUACUGCUCCUCUUUCCUACUUCUUCGAAGGGAAAAGACAACGAAGAAGAGAAAUCAUGGGGAAUUGCCUCGACAGUCGAGUGAAAUCUCUGAAUCCUUCUACCACGAGACCUUCCAGCCUAGGGACCUCAACUGCAAGGGCGGCCAGCACUUUUACCACUAAGCUUUCCAGCUUUAGUGACAGCACAUAUGAUAACUUCAACGACAGUGAAGGGUUUUCUGAGGGUAGAAUCCUCGAGGCGGCAAAUCUUAAGGUCUUUACUUUUGCUGAGCUAAAGAGUGCCACAAGGAACUUCAAGUCUGACAAAGUUCUUGGUGAAGGAGGUUUUGGAACAGUUUAUAAGGGAUGGCUUGAUGAGAAGACUCUUACUCCUACAAAGAGUGGGAUUGGUAUAAUUGUUGCUGUGAAAAAAAUGAAAUCUGAGAGCAUGCAAGGUUUGGCGGAAUGGCAGUCUGAAAUAAACUUCUUAGGAAGACUUUCACAUCCCAACCUCGUCAGGCUCUUGGGAUAUUGCUGGGAGGACAAGGAACUUCUUCUUGUAUAUGAAUUUAUGCCAAAGGGAAGCUUAGAGAAUCACCUCUUCAGAAGAGGUGCAGCUUUUGAGCCACUUCCAUGGAGCUUGAGGAUGAAAAUAGUGCUUGGAGCUGCUCGAGGCUUAGCUUUUUUGCAUUCAUCAGAAAAGCAAGUGAUAUAUAGAGACUUCAAGGCUUCCAAUAUCCUUCUAGACUCUAAUUACAUCCCAAAGCUCUCUGACUUUGGGCUAGCAAAGCAAGGUCCAACCGGUGGCGAUUCCCACGUUACUACACGAGUGAUGGGUACCUUUGGAUAUGCAGCACCAGAAUAUGUUGCUACAGGUCAUCUCUAUGUUAAGAGUGAUGUGUAUGGCUUUGGAGUAGUGUUGCUUGAGAUACUAUCUGGUCUGCGGGCGCUUGACUCAACACGACCUAGCGCGCAGCACAAUUUAGUCGACUGGGCUAAGCCAUUUCUCUCUGAUCGAAGAAAGCUGAGCCGCCUGAUGGAUCAGCGGCUUGAGGGUCAGUAUCCAGCAAAGGCUGCACUUCAGGCAGCACAACUCACUCUCAGAUGUCUCGCCGGCGAUCCUAAGAGCCGUCCAUCGAUGAUGGAAGUGGUGGAAACUCUAGAGCAAAUUGAAGCCAGAAAGGGGAGAUCAAGAGAGGGAAGAGCAGGUAACUCUUCGACAAUAAUGAAAGAGCAGAGCAAUUACCACAAGCACUGAUGGCCUGGAAAUAGAGUUCAGGCAAUGCCACUUUACUUUCUGAUCCAGAGUUAUGAGAUGCGAGCUUUGCCUAAUUGGUUUGAUCUUUCCAGGAAGCUGUCCUGCAGAUUGAACUGCAAUUUUGUUCUUAAUUAUGUCUGAUGAAUUGAUGUAUUCUUAACGAGCUUUCUUUUGUUUGCUCAUUUGUGUGUAAACCGAACCUCAUUUUUAAUCAAUGUGCCAUUAACGGAUUUAUUUAUGUCA